This is a messenger RNA of Phragmites australis (common reed), 1921 nucleotides long. RefSeq lists its product as uncharacterized. The record is from RefSeq and is a predicted model, not a curated record. The transcript is spliced from 6 exons. Gene Ontology annotation, biological process: regulation of gene expression. Gene Ontology annotation, molecular function: RNA binding. Gene Ontology annotation, cellular component: nucleoplasm. Bases 277 to 1539 code for a protein of 420 amino acids. Lineage: Eukaryota; Viridiplantae; Streptophyta; Magnoliopsida; Poales; Poaceae.
CGAGCUAAAAUCCCCCGAGCCGACCUCUCUCGCCUUCGCUCACCCGACACUACCUACCCUCGCCGCCAUCUCCACCUCUCGCUCUCUCUCUCCGCGGAGCGGCGCCGCUAGGGUUUGCUCCACCCGCGAACCCUAAACCCUACUGCUCAUCUGCUCCCCUCCCGCCACAGCGCAGGCUCCUGCAAAGGCGAAUUCAGCCGGCGCCGCCUCGAUCGGGAGCUAGGGUUUCGUCCUCCUCUGAGCUCCGCUCGGGUGGUUGUCGGCGCGGCGGGCGGUAUGGCGGGGUACGGGGAGGAGGACAAGGACGCGAUGAACGGGUACGAGGAGGUUGAGGAGGAAGAGGAGGAGGAAGAGGUCGAGGAGGUCGAGGAGGAGGUGGACGAGGAGGAGGAAGUCGAGGAGGAAGAGGAGGGGCACGGGGGGCCCGGGCUGGCGGAGGCGGUGGCCGAGGGAACGAGAGGCGGGAACCGAGGUGGAGGGGAGGGCGUUGGCAAUGAUGACGCCGGUGGCGAGGAGGGCAGGACCGCGGAUGCGGGAGUCGGUGACGCGUCGGGGAAGAUAUUCGUAGGGGGUGUAGCCUGGGAGACCACUGAAGAAACGUUCACUAAGCAUUUUGGGAAGUAUGGAGCUAUAACUGAUUCUGUGAUCAUGAAGGACAAGCAUACUAGGAUGCCACGUGGAUUUGGAUUUGUUACAUUUUCCGAUCCAUCUGUGAUAGACAGGGUUCUAGAGGAUGAACAUGUUAUAGAUGGAAGAUCGGUUGAAGUCAAAAGGACUGUUCCGAAAGAGGAAAUGUCAUCGAAAGAUGGUCCUAAGACAAGAAAGAUCUUUGUGGGUGGUAUCCCGUCAUCUCUUACUGAAGAUAAUUUAAAGGAGCACUUCUCCUCGUACGGGAAGGUGGUUGAGCAUCAGAUUAUGCUUGACCAUAGCACUGGGCGUUCACGAGGCUUUGGCUUUGUUACAUUCGAAAGUGAGGAUGCUGUCGAAAGGGUUAUGUCAGAGGGGAGAAUGCAUGAUCUUGGAGGGAAACAGGUUGAAAUAAAGAAAGCUGAACCAAAGAAACCUGGCGGUGGUGAUUCAAGCUCAAACGGGAGAUAUAGUCAUGGGAGUGGUGGUUACCGUGGUUCUUACCGUGGUAGUAGCGGCGGCGGCAGUGGCGGCGGGGCCGGCUCUGGGAGCAGCAGCAGUGGUGGUGGAUAUGGAUAUGGAGGUGGCUAUCGAUCAGCUGGUGCAGCCUAUUAUGAUAGUACAGCGUAUGGUGCCUAUGGCAGAGGGUAUGGUUAUGGGGGUAAUGCUGGUGCUUAUGGGGGGAAUGCUGGCUUUGGAUCAGGUUUUGGUUCUGCUUAUGGUGGUUCCAUGUAUGGAAGUCCGUAUGGUGCCUAUGGGGCAUAUGGCGGUGCCUAUGGAGGUGGUGCAUAUGGUGCGCCAGGAGGCUAUGGUGGAGGAGGAUAUGGUGGUUACGGUGGAGCUGGAGGUAUGGGUGGUGGCAGCAGCGCAGGUGGCCGGGGCUCGAGCAGAUACCACCCAUAUGGAAAAUGACCAUUGGAUCAUAGAGGCCUUCUAGGAUCUGAUAAUAAAUCUAUACCCUCCCUGAUUUGUCCCACUGAGAAGAUGUAACAUGGCAUCCACCUUGUCGAAUCAGUGGCAUCAGAACAUUUUUUCUGAUACUUUGCGAUGUAUUGUAUCCGGCAUGAAAUAUUGUAGAUUACAGUCGCUGAACCCUGAACCAUUUCGAGCUUUCUUUAUAAGCUACAGCUAAAACUCCUGUUGUAUUCUCUUUAGUUUACUACCCAACCUUAGAACCCUUGAAUCGAACAUUGUGGUAGUAGUAAUAAUAUGGUGUGAUGGAACAAAUGUAUUUGAUGUAACAUUUUGUCACCAGUCAGCUGAGAAAAGAUUUGACUAGCUUCUAAUUGGAUAA